AAGCAACCUCGCUCUGUUCCUCGUGUAGAGAGGUGUAAAAGAAGCGCAUUACGACAUUGCAAUGUUACCAGGCAUCAUUAUCCGUAAAUCCCUGUGGAUAACUUUUACGUUGCUCAGUUUAUCUCAGCCGUCACUUUUGAAAAAGGUUUUCAAAUGUCCUUCCGGAUGCACCUGCUCCAAAGACUCCAUCAUUUGCGUCGGGUCGUCUAUCAUUCCGCGUACGAUUCCUAAUGACAUUAAUUCGCUGAGUAUUGUAAAUGGAAGCUUUCCAGAAAUCAAGGAGGCAAUGUUUGCCCUCAUGCCAUCACUGCAGUUACUGCUACUCAAUUCUAACUCACUCUCAGCCAUUAAAGAUGAUGCUUUUUCUGGGCUUCCACAUCUGGAGUAUUUAUUUAUUGAAGGCAAUCAAAUUGAGACCAUUACAAAAAAUGCCCUCAGGGGUCUUCGUGAUGUGACCCACCUGUCACUUGCCAGCAACAACAUGAAGUCACUCCCAAAGAACCUAUUCUUUGGUUUGGACUCUCUCAUAGAGUUGGAUCUGCGUGGUAACGUGUUUGAGUGUGACUGUGGGGCCAAGUGGCUGAUAGACUGGUUGAGGCGAUCCAAUGCCACAGUGUCUGAUGUCUACUGUGCCGGGCCAGGAGAUAGGAAGGGCAUGCGUCUCAAAGAUGUCCCCGACCAGCAGAAGGAGUGUCUUUCCACUGAUUUUGUCCUUCAUCAGACCCUGGCGACACAAUCCAUGUCAGCGGAUAUCUUCUCCUAUAAAGAAGACAUAUAUGUGGCAAUGGCUGUGCCAAACUCAGACAGCUGUGUCAUUAUGGAGUGGGAUCACAUUGAAAUCAAUUUCAGGCCUUUUGACACUAUUACAGGGCGUUCCAUUGUUGGGUGCAAAUCAGUUCUGAUUGACGACCAGGCCUUUGUUAUUGUCUCUCAGCUCUUUGAUGGUUCCCACAUCCACAAAUUUGAACCGCAGCAGAAUAAGUUCACAAAAUUUCAAGUUGUUGAAGCAGCCAACAUCUCUAAACCCAAUGACCUUGAAGUCUUUCAAAUUGGAGAAGAGUGGUUCUUUUUGGUUGUUGAUAGUUCUAAAGCCGGCUUAUCAACCCUCUACAAAUGGAAUGACACAGGAUUCUACCCAUACCAGUUUCUUCAUGAGUGGUUCCGUGACACUGAUGCAGAGUUUAUUGAUAUAGAUGGCAAGGGACACCUCAUCCUGGCAAGCCGCUCACAAGCUCCAGUUAUCUACCAAUGGAACAAGAGUACCCAGAAGUUUGCUUUACUUACUGAUAUCCCCAAUAUGGAUGACAUUGUCACAGUGAAGUCGUUUCAUAUAAAUGGGGACUUAUAUCUGGCCAUGGCCUGUUAUAUUGGUGACUCAAAGGUCCUCCAGUGGACUGGCAAACAAUUUGUUGAAGUGCAAGCAUUCCCAUCUCGAGGAGCCAUGGUCCUCCAGCCUUUCAAGUUCAGGGAGCAACACUUCCUUGUUCUAGGAAGUGACUAUUCCUUCUCAUUGGUGUACAGGUGGGAUGAGAAGAACAAACACUUUAUCAAGUUCCGGGAGGUAUAUGUGCAAUGGCCACGUUCUUUCACCGCUCUUUCAACAGACCAAAGGGAUUUUCUUUUGGCCACUAGCUUUAAAGGCAAAACCAAAGUGUUUGAGCAUGUCACAGUUGACAGUAGCUUAUAAGUCCAAAAAUGCUCCUAAUAAUGCAAGCUUAUGAAUCAAUAUGGCCAUCGAUCAUUGUUUAUAUUAUGUACAAUGCAUUUGUCUGACAUACGCAUUUCUUUUUAAAGGUGUAAUGGUCUUUUGCCUAAAACUGUGUCCCACACAAUGAUGUUAGGAAGGAGGAGUGUAAAGAUGUCUGCAGUUGCAGUUUAUAUUAUUAUUAUUAUUAUUAUUAUCAUUAUUAUUAUUAUUAUUAUUAUUAUACAUGUAUUACUAAGUUCAGGUUUCAUUUGAAAUGUUCUUGGAAGUUGUGAGUAAGUGCAUUCAAAAGCCUGAAUCAGACGAGCAAGAUGCAUGCAAUGGUGUAAUGAAGAGCAGAGUAAAGACAGGAGAGUAUUUGAGUAAUCCUCUCUGUGCAUCAUGACUUAGAAAUGGCUCUACUUAUAGGCUAAAUCUAAAAUUGUUUUUCAUAUCCGAUUACAACAAUGACCAUCUACAUUUGGCUUAUUUUGAAGUGUUAAACUUCACAAAUGACUUAAGUUAAUAAUGUCAACAAGCAGUACUUCCUUAAACCUUCAAAUGGCUUUACUCAGACCAGCUAUACUGAUGCAUUUGGAUUAUGAGAGCUUCCAUACUCAUUUAGAGCAUGCAUGGACAGCAUGCUGUACAAUGUAAUGAUAACAGAGCUUAUUCAUGGAAUAUUCCAGUAACUGCUAGAAUGUCAAAUGAUCUAUCAUGUAUAUGCUGAACCCCAAUUACAGAUUGCUAUAUCAGAUGAAGCAUACCACACUUUGGGCUCUAUUUUGACGAUCAGAAAGGCGGCGCAAAGUUUAUUCUUAUUUUACACUUGAAUUUUGCACUAUGCGCUUCACUUUUAAUAAGCCUUGUGCCCAGGGGUGUGGCAGAAGGUGUAGUCUGGCACAUGAUCCAAAAUCACUAUUUUACACCCUCUAAAAAUCAUACGCCACUGACCAAGAAACACCUGGUCUAUAGUGAAAGGCACAUCUGAAGCACAGCAGAAGAAGCACUGUCACGAGAUGUAAGCAGUCCUUAGCAAGCAGUCCCAAACAACUUAUCUGCAGGAUAAAUUGCUUUUUAUUCAGUUGAACAUUAUUCAAUUGUAACCCCUUGUCAGUCAAUAGUCACAGUGAUUAACUGUGUAGAACUGUUUUGUCGUUGACUCUGAGACCACGGUGAAGUUUCACCUCUUACCAUGCAUUUUAGAUCGCCAAGAUAGAGUCCUUUAUGUUUAUGUAUGAGUGAUACUGUGACAGAAGAUAGACAAGAGAAAUUAAAUCUAAUAUGUUGAAUUGGUAGAAAAUAACCUCUAUAUCUAAAAUCUAAACAGGCCUUAUGCCAUUUUGGUAGAUACACAAGGCCCUACUUAAUAUUUAGGCUACUGCUAAAAUCUCAGGAAAAGCAAACCAGACAUCCUGGUUCCAUUUGGUUUUAUUGAACUAAUGGAAAUGUCCUGAUAUAAAAUAUAUUAACGCUGUGAUGUGAGAAUAUUUGUUGUCAUAUUGUAAGGAAUGGUCAGCAUUUAAAAUCUUCUCUGAUGUUGCAGUGAGUUUAUAGCCCUUUAAUUCUAAGUUAUUGUUUUAGCUGAUAUCAUGCGGUUAUGCAAUAGAAUGAGAUUGCUCUUGAUUCUCAGAUAUCAAAAUGCAUAAAGAGUCGAGCUGAAUUUGUCUAUGCAUAUUAUGUACACAGUAGCAAACCAUAUAACCACAUAAUAAAACUUUCCAUCUGUAC
This is a messenger RNA of Sardina pilchardus (European sardine), 3415 nucleotides long. RefSeq names its product leucine-rich repeat LGI family, member 2b (gene lgi2b). The transcript has 8 exons. The record is from RefSeq and is a predicted model, not a curated record. Bases 62 to 1687 code for a protein of 541 amino acids. Gene Ontology annotation, biological process: inhibitory synapse assembly. Lineage: Eukaryota; Metazoa; Chordata; Actinopteri; Clupeiformes; Clupeidae. Gene Ontology annotation, molecular function: protein binding.